UUCAUAUUCCUUUCAGCCAGUUUGAAUGACCGAAGGAAUAGCAGUGGUGGUUGAUUGAUAAAGUUGUUUUGCAGAACGAAAUAUGUAUCAGCAAAAUUACGGAUCAAACCGAUCACCUCCCCCACUUCAACAUCCAAAACCGACUCAUCCACCUUUUCAAGUUCCCGAUCCACCAAUCACCCCAAAUCCAACAAACGCAGAAGCAACACCUUCCGAUCCACAUAUGACUUCUGCACGUUCAAGGGGCGGCGCUGGUCCUUCUGGUUUAGGGCAAAGUGCCGGAGGAUCAACAAUGACGGGCGAAGGAGGUUAUGCUCGAUUUUCAUCGCCGCCCAUCAAUGCAAAUAAUGCAGGCUCAGGGCAUGUAGACGCAAGUGGCUUUCAAUCAUUCGGUGGUAAUCCUUAUGGAACGCCAACUGGUCAGAUGGGCGGACCUCAUCAAAAUGCAGGUGGGAAUGGUGGAUAUGGUGGGUUUCCUAACUUUGGCGGCUUUCAAGGCGGCGGCGGUGGUGGCGGACAAUUGUUCAAUGAUCAUACAGCACAGAUGGGUAUGCAUAUCGGAAGGCAAUUCGCACAAGCAGGUGGAGAGUAUGUCGAAAAGAAUUUCAACAGGUAUCUUCCAGUGCCAGUAUUGAAACAUUAUUUCAAUGUGUCAAACUCUUAUGUCCUGCACAAGAUGCGAUUGGUCCUGUUCCCAUGGAGACACAAACCUUGGAGCCGAGCUCACAGGCACGGCAACGGACAAUCUGCUGGAGGUGUCACCCCUGGAGGAGCAUCGAGCGUUGAGCCAAGCACGUAUCCCGGUAUGACUGCCGAGGCAGAUGGCGUCAACGGUGUUGGCAAAUUAUCUGAUGGGUAUGCUCCGCCAAGAGAAGAUGUCAACUCGCCCGAUCUGUACAUUCCUGCAAUGGCCGUUGUCACUUACGUUUUGUUGGUUGCUGUCAUUCGAGGAUUGCAGUCUAGAUUCCAUCCUGAGGCCUUGGGUGUCAGUCUCUCGAAAGCUUUAGGUGUCAUUGUUUUCGAAUUUGUGUUGGUCAAAUUGGGAUGUUAUUUGCUCAACAUUCAAGGCGAUCACACGAUCGUUGAUCUUUUGGCCUAUUCAGGGUACAAAUUUGUUGGUGUGAUUAUCACCUUACUUAUCGGAUUGAUGCACUUUGGUCGUUUGGCAUACUGGAGCGUAUGGGCAUACACAACAGCCGCAAAUGCUUUCUUUCUGCUGCGAUCGAUGCGUUAUGUCAUCCUGCCGGAUCCAUCUUCCCCAUCGAGUGUCACUAUCACGCAUGCACAACGAAGCAGAAGGAUUCAAUUUUUAUUCUCAAUCGCUGUUGCUCAGAGUAUAUUUGGAUGGUUAUUGAUCAUCGGAAUCUGGCAUUGAACACCUGGAUUAAACUCGAAACCUUUUAAUAAAACUACUAUACCAUGUAGAUUAAGAAACACACGCUU
Messenger RNA from Meira miltonrushii, 1443 nucleotides. RefSeq names its product YIF1-domain-containing protein. NCBI's taxonomy places the organism in Eukaryota, Fungi, Basidiomycota, Exobasidiomycetes, Exobasidiales, Brachybasidiaceae. The record is from RefSeq and is a predicted model, not a curated record. Gene Ontology annotation, cellular component: endoplasmic reticulum-Golgi intermediate compartment; Golgi membrane; COPII-coated ER to Golgi transport vesicle. The transcript has a single exon. Bases 83 to 1375 code for a protein of 430 amino acids. Gene Ontology annotation, biological process: endoplasmic reticulum to Golgi vesicle-mediated transport.